CACCACAAACGUAUGGAGAAAGACCUGACGGAGCUACAGACGCUCAUUGAGGCUCACUUUGAGAGCAGAAAGAAAGACGAAGAGGAGUUGAUCAACAUCACCCAGUGGAUUGAGAACCGGAGGGGGGAACGAGCGGAGCAGCACCGGACCCGCACAGAGCGCGAGAAAGAACGACAAAACAAACUAGCCGAGGAAAAGGCACGAAAAGAGGAGGAAGAGGCCAAGAGGAAGGCUGAUGAUGACGCUAAGAAGAAGAAGGUUCUCACGAGCUUCCAGUGCACGGGAUUCAUGCAGAGGACAGACAAGAGGGGUGGGCCUAAGAAGCAAACAGAGAGGGAGAAGAAAAAAACAAUUCUUAGUGAACGCCGUAAAGAACUGAACGUCGAAAACCUGAGUGCCGAUAAACUGAGAGAAACCGUGAACAAACUCUGGAAGUCGAUGCGCCAACUUGAAGCCGAGAAGUUCGAGCUGCAAUACAGAUACAUGUGCCAGAAAUACGAGAUCACCAUCCUUAGGAACCGUGUCAGCGACCAUCAGAAAAAUACCAAAGGCUCGAGGAGUAAGAGAGGACUACGAAAAUAAAGCAGCUUCACAAAGACACCAGCAACUUCCACCACACUGAUAUUUUAAUCAUAAAUAAUAUGCUUUAAUAUAAUCAUCUACAUUCUGGUCCUCGUAUAAUGUUUUUUGAAGCGCUGCAAAGAAUAAAAACAGCCAUCUGAUUGAAAUAUGAAACACUGAAGUUGGUUUUAAAGUGACUAAUAAAUGUAAUUUGAAAUUAAUUACUCUUUUCAGUGUUAAUUAUAUGCAUGUCAUCAUGUGGAAAGUUCCAUGAUUUGUAUAGCGGUCAUUUAUGAUUGUAUUAUCUUGUCGAUUUAAUGUUAAUGAAUCAUAAUACAUGAAGUGAAAGGAGAUAGAACUGAAAUCUAAAAGCGUUGCAUGCAU
Sinocyclocheilus grahami is the source of this 945-nucleotide messenger RNA. RefSeq names its product troponin T type 2b (cardiac) (gene tnnt2b). Bases 13 to 582 code for a protein of 189 amino acids. The transcript is spliced from 7 exons. Gene Ontology annotation, cellular component: troponin complex. Lineage: Eukaryota; Metazoa; Chordata; Actinopteri; Cypriniformes; Cyprinidae. Gene Ontology annotation, molecular function: troponin C binding; troponin I binding; tropomyosin binding. Gene Ontology annotation, biological process: cardiac muscle contraction; regulation of muscle contraction; sarcomere organization. The record is from RefSeq and is a predicted model, not a curated record.